AUGGGUUGCUGCAGCUCGGCGAAGAAUAAACAAUAUAUCACGAUGAAGAACGGAGUCAAAAUGCCCAUAUUGGGAUAUGGAACAUGGCUGGUAAGUGAAGCGCUAUAGAACGAACCCCGUCUAUUGCGGACAAUGUCAGAGGUCACAAGGGUCGAGAUUAGGCCCGAAUGAACCUCCGCGCAACAUCCCACUUCUACAUUGUAUACUAUUUAUUAGUUUGUCGGGAAAAUAAUGAUCGUGAUGUGGUUGCGCCAAUCGCGUCGCUGAAGUGGAAAGCAAUUUGAUUUCGCUGCGACGUAAUUCAUUUUCUCGGCGGCGAUGCGAUUUUCGAUGAGAGUGCUUAUUAGCAGAGAUUGCCACGGCCAAAAUUUUGGCUCCGGUUCCGACUCUGGGCUCGGGAGCCGGAGCCGGACUCAAAAUUUCCGGCUCCGGCUCUCGGCUCGGAGCCGGAGCCAAGAGCCGGCUCCGGAGCAGCUAACAGUGUGAGUAUACCGCCCUCCCCACCCCUACUAGCUACGCCGCUGGCUUUUGGAAGAAAUUUUUCCCCCAAGACAAUAGUAUUUUGAAAAUAAAAAAAAAUGUCGUCUUUCAGGCAAACGAUGAAGAAGCCCUCCGUAAAGGCCUUCGGACUGCAUUGGAAGCCGGCUAUCGUCACAUCGACACCGCCUACUACUACAUGAACGAGCAUGUUGUUGGAGAGAUUGUCAAGGAAUUUGUGGACAGCGGAAGGCUAAAACGGGAAGAUCUUUUCAUCACCACCAAGCUUCCUUGGUUUAUGAAUCGGCCGGAGUUCGCGGAGAUUGCGAUCCAAAAGUCGUUGGAGAACCUGCAGCUGGAUUAUGUGGACCUAUUUUUGAUCCAUCUUUCUACAGCGAUGAAGGUAAAUUUACCAGGGUGUCGGGAAAAUAAUGCACGACGUCUGCUCUAUCGUGCCGCUGAAGUGAAAAGCAAUUUGAAUUUGCCGCGACACAAUUCAUUUUCUCGAUUUUUGAUGCAACAUGGUACUCGCUAUUUUCCCGACAGACUAAUAUUAGAAUUUUCAUAAGGAACUUUUUUUCGCUUUUGUAAAGUGCAUUUUUAUCCUUGCCCACGCUUGCCGCUAACGCACGGUGGAUUUUCUGUUUUUGCACCGUGCAAAUUCCCCGUGCCGCCGCGCACGUCAAGAAAAAGUAAAAGAAAAACGGGCGCCCAAUGAAAAAGCCUAGAAUUUUUUUUGGCAUUCUGCCCGGUGCAAAUCCGUUUUUGUCCAAAUGGUUUGCAAUAUUUUGACAUAAAGAUUAUUAGUAAAUUACAAGAUAUUGAUACCAACAGAAAGCUCGAGAGUUGCUUAAGCUAAUAGAAUCAAAAUAUACCCAUAAUCAUAGUAUUUUGACAGUCUUCCAAGGCGAAGAAAACAACGUCUAAAUAAAAUUUUGUAUCGACGAUACCGAGCCAGAGAGAACUGGAAGGGGGUAUAGGCUUCACGUCAAAAAAAUCCUUAAACUAUUCUUCGAGUAUCUACAUCGGUCUCGUCCCGCUUGAUGGGACAGUUUUUUUGAUAUUCGGCCCUGAAAUUUGCACUAUUUUUAGCCUAGAUCGAACCGUGUUCAAAAAAUGCGUCACGAUGACACCCAUUCAGAAUGUGCCAGUGGCAUAAAAAACAGUUGUAUACGACUAGUAGUACUCCCUAGAGCUCCUAUAAAAAAAAUUAGGUUAAACAUUGUUGUUAUGUGCGAUUUGGAUGACAGAUUUUAUGAAUUUUUUUUCGCUGUGAGAACCUUUGCAAUGCCCGAAAUUUCUUGACGUGCCGCGGCGACGUAAUUGAAACUUGCUUGUGUCGCAGCGAUGUUGCACUUUAUGAAAAUACUUAUAUCAGUCUGUCGGGAAAAUAAUGAGCACUCUGUCGCAUCGAAAAUCGCAUCGACCUCGAGAAGAUGAAUUGUGUCGUGGCGAAAUCAUAUUGCUUUUCACUUCAGCGACGCUAUCGGCGCAGCGACAUUGCUCUCAUUAUUUUCCCGACAGACUAUUUGUGCUUGCAAAAUCAUCCUUUUUCGCUCUUGGAAUUCAAUAAUUUACCGUCAAAUUUCAGCCCAAUGAUGACUACACCGCGCCGGAAGAGGGGCCAGACGGAAAGUGGGAGAUUGAUGACGUGGAUCUGGUGGAUUCUUGGCGAGUUCUCGAGAAAUAUUACAAUGAGGGGGUGUUCAAAGCAAUUGGGGUGUCGAAUUUCUCCGCUCGCCAACUGCAGUAUGUCUACGACAAUGCCGAAGUGAAACCGAUGAAUCUCCAAGUUGAGCUUCACAUUCUUUUCCCGCAAUUCAAGCUGGUCGAGUUUUGCAACAAACUCGGCGUAACGGUGACGUCAUUUUCGACGUUGGGAAAUCCGGGAAGAAAGGCGACUGGCUUCACUUAUAUUGAGGGUAAGUUGCAAUUUUCAUGCAAUGCUCGGAUUUAAAAACGCGCAAUUUUUUUCUGGGAACGGCGAAUGUGUUCUUUUUGGAUGGCAAAAAUUAUUUUACAAGCUAGUACGCAAGAGCGACGCCCAUAUUUUUAUGAAACUUGACACAAAAAUUAGAGUGAUUUUUUCUGCACGACAUAUGCGAGAAUUCCAUUUUGCACUUUGCAGAAAUGACCGAGAUUUUUAGGUCGAAGGUUGGCAAAAAUCCGAUAUUUUUUGAAGCAUUUCGUCAUGAUAAAUUUCAUACUUAUGUAUUUCUACUGUUUCCACAAAAAAAUUAUUUUUUCCCUCUUUACAAUGAAUUAGAAGCGACAAAAAUUAAAUUUGUUAUAGGUGGGCUUCGUUACAUGCAAGUUAAUUUUGGCCUAAAACUGAGCCUUUGGCCAUAACUUUGAACGUCUAUAAUUGUUUUUCCUUUAUCUGUCUCUGCCCCCUGAAUUACGUCCUAUUUCCAGGCGAUUGUCUGAACCACCCACUGACCCUUGAGCUCUCCGAAAAGUACAAUAAAACCCCCGCUCAAAUCCUCCUCCGUCACGUAAUUCAACGGGGAAUUGCGGUGAUCCCAAAGAGCCUGAAUCCACAGAGAAUCCGAGAGAAUUUGGACGUGUUUGACUUUGAGAUCUCGCAGGAUGACCAGAAAAGAUUAAUGAAUAUUGGAGUGAACACAAGGCUGCAUGUCAUGGACUUGUAAGUAGAUUUUAAACCUUUUUAGCCGUAAUUUUUUCAAUAAAUGACUUGCAGCGGCAAAUCAACCCAUUUUUUCAGCGUCGCUCAUCAUCCCGAAUACCCGUUCAAGGAAGAGUUCUAA
Messenger RNA from Bursaphelenchus xylophilus (pine wood nematode), 3245 nucleotides. The record is from the annotation of a GenBank genome assembly. Lineage: Eukaryota; Metazoa; Nematoda; Chromadorea; Rhabditida; Aphelenchoididae.